AAGUCCAACAGUCAGUUUUCUGCUACAUUUUACCGCAGUUUAGCAAUGUAUUCAAAACCAAAAUCUCCAUUACAAAUUUGGAACAAAUAAUACUUUUGUUUACAAAAUAAAAUAUAAACCAUCUUGUGGCAUAUCCAUUGUCGGAAUACGGAAAGCACGCUAAUUUUGUUUGAAAUCUCUUAUUGCCUGAUGAAAGUGUGUGAAGCACAGUAGUUUCAAGAAUGAAUAUUCCAUAUAAAUGUCAAUAAAGUGGCAAUACAACCAGCAUCAAUCAAGCAAAUUCAAUAGUUUUCUUUUUGGAGAAUGGAAGGAACUAGAAAAUUUCGGAGGAAUUCAAAUACAGAUUCCAGUAGUCCACGGUGUUUUACUCGUAAGACAUUGACAAGAGAUAGUCCACCAAGUCCCACCAAUGAACAACAGCAGAGAUCCAGAAAAGUAGAGAAGUCAAAACAGCCUGAUUCAACUCACAUUAUAGAUGAUCCAAACCUAUCUGAAGACGACUCACCACCACCUGAAGAAAUUAAGGAAUCUGUCAUUAAACAUUUACCCCCAGUGACAAACAAGUCUCAAUCAAAAGCACAGGAGGAUGUAUCACGGCCGAACUCUUUAAUCUCUUAUAAUUUUCUAGUUCUACUGGUAGUUUUUGGUAUUGCCUUAUUACCAGUUUAUUUCAGUGGUCAUAUAUUGGGCUUCUGGUAUUCUUACUCCAAUGCUGGAAAGGACAAGAUAUCAGCCCCAGUGUAUACUUCAAAUCAAGCAAUGGAAUUACUUGAUGAAAUGGAGAACUCUUUUCCAUUGCAAAAGAAAGAAACAUGGAUAGGUUUCCUUUCUGCACUCAGUAGUGUUAUAGAAGAGAAGCCAUCCCAACCAGCUGUUGUUCUUCUUGUUGGCGGAAACACCCCAGCUAUUACGCGUACCAUGCAGUGUGUUGCCUUAGCUUUGGCUACUAACACCAAUAAGCUACUUCGCACGACGAGCUCCACCGAUACCAAAUUCCCUGUAGUAACAGUCAAAGUUGAUGAAAUUAUCGAUGUCCGGCAACAGGAAGAAGCCAUCAAGCAAGAACUCGAUGUGCAAAUCCAUUCUAUCCUUAACCAGUCUUUUUCAGUUGUGCUUGGACCUUUGGAGAUGAUCCCACCGCGAGCAGCCUUACUGUUGCACGGCUACUGCGACAACUUCAUGGCUCCUUUCAAGAAAAGUGUAAUCAUCUUGACUGCUACCUUUGACUCUGAUAAGCCGCUCAAUCCAAAACAGGUUGAACGGAAACUUCACAACCUCUGGGAUCCUGCAUUAGGCCUAGACACAUCCGCUUCUAUUGUGUCAAGGGUAACCAACUACGUGGUUUUCAUCCAACCAGAAUCCGGCUCCACACAAUGUACUGACAUCGGUAGUGUUUAAUUAGUUGAAGAACAAUUUUGGGACAAUAAACAGUGUUAUAAAAAAAUA
This is a messenger RNA of Daphnia magna, 1446 nucleotides long. RefSeq lists its product as uncharacterized. Gene Ontology annotation, cellular component: membrane. Gene Ontology annotation, molecular function: ATPase activator activity. Gene Ontology annotation, biological process: membrane organization. NCBI's taxonomy places the organism in Eukaryota, Metazoa, Arthropoda, Branchiopoda, Diplostraca, Daphniidae. The record is from RefSeq and is a predicted model, not a curated record. Bases 304 to 1398 code for a protein of 364 amino acids. The transcript has 2 exons.